GAAACCAGGGAAAGCUGCAGAAUGGCGAGGAAAGGCAGAGAGACGCCUAGGAAGGAUAAGACGGGAGGAGGGAGUUGGGGAGGGAGGGGAGAGGGGAGAGAGCUGAUCACGGACGUCAGGAACAAAAGCUCCAGCGGAGCCUGGCGAAAGCACUAAGGGAGCAUGGGGUGUUUUGAAUAAUUAUUAAAAUUAGCAUGUGUCUGCGCCAUCCUGUGGGUGUGGCGCAGAGAGGAGUGUAAACUCUAGCGGGGCUGGAGCAAACAUUGGAUUAGCGGCAGCAGCCUGCCAACCUGCCCGUGGAGUGCGGGGACCAGCGCGCUGCACGCCGACUAGCACGAUGGCCUCGUCUCAGGGGAAAAACGAGCUGAAAUUAGCCGACUGGAUGGCAACUCUGCCGGAGAGCAUCCACAGCAUCCCCCUCACCAAUUUAGCCAUUCCAGGGUCUCACGAUUCCUUCAGCUUCUACAUUGAUGAAGCCUCUCCAGUAGGUCCUGAACAGCCAGAAACUGUCCAGAAUUUUGUCUCUGUGUUUGGAACUGUGGCCAAAAAGCUCAUGCGGAAAUGGUUAGCCACUCAGACAAUGAAUUUUACUGGUCAGCUAGGAGCUGGGAUUCGUUAUUUUGAUCUUCGAAUUUCCACCAAGCCCAGAGACCCCGACAAUGAACUCUAUUUUGCUCAUGGUUUGUUCAGUGCCAAAGUCAAUGAAGGCCUUGAGGAGAUCAAUGCAUUCCUCACAGAUCACCAUAAGGAGGUAGUGUUCUUGGACUUCAACCACUUUUAUGGGAUGCAGAAAUAUCACCAUGAAAAACUAGUCCAAAUGCUGAAAGACAUCUAUGGAAAUAAAAUGUGCCCAGCGAUUUUUGCCCAAGAAGUUAGUUUAAAGUACCUGUGGGAGAAGGACUAUCAAGUGCUGGUCUUCUACCAUAGUCCAGUGGCUCUGGAAGUGCCCUUUCUGUGGCCUGGGCAGAUGAUGCCAGCACCCUGGGCCAACACCACAGACCCCGAGAAACUGAUCCAGUUUCUUCAAGCAUCCAUCACUGAGAGAAGAAAGAAGGGCUCAUUUUUUAUAUCUCAGGUGGUGCUGACUCCCAAAGCUAGCACUGUGGUCAAAGGGGUGGCAAGUGGCCUCAGAGAAACAAUCACAGAAAGAGCUCUUCCUGCCAUGAUGCAGUGGGUCCGCAUGCAGAAGCCAGGAGAGAGUGGCAUCAAUAUUGUCACUGCUGAUUUUGUAGAACUUGGUGACUUUAUCAGCACUGUCAUAAAGCUCAACUAUGUCUUUGAUGAAGGAGAAGCCAACACUUGAUAGCACUACUUGGAAUUUCCAUGAAUAAGACGGAGAAGACUCAUUGUAUUAGGCAUUAUCUGUAAACACUCUGAUCUUCCUAUUCUACUAAGUCCCUGAAGGGAAUAGAGCUGGUAGUGGGUGGGAAAAGGGGAAAACUAUUUCUUCAUUGAUUACAAGCAUACUCUUCAUGACUAUAAAUAUUUCAUUUCCCAUUUGAUGAGUGAAAUCUACUUCUAGUGUUAGGGAU
Molecule: messenger RNA, 1532 nt
Organism: Sapajus apella (tufted capuchin)
Lineage: Eukaryota; Metazoa; Chordata; Mammalia; Primates; Cebidae
Gene: PLCXD3
Product: phosphatidylinositol specific phospholipase C X domain containing 3
Exons: 3
Coding region: 338-1303 (321 amino acids)
Biological process (GO): lipid metabolic process
Cellular component (GO): synapse
Molecular function (GO): phosphoric diester hydrolase activity
Source: RefSeq, a predicted model, not a curated record